Messenger RNA from Pseudocercospora fijiensis CIRAD86, 1591 nucleotides. RefSeq lists its product as uncharacterized. The transcript is spliced from 9 exons. The coding region runs from base 1 to 465 and encodes 154 amino acids. The record is from RefSeq and is a predicted model, not a curated record. Lineage: Eukaryota; Fungi; Ascomycota; Dothideomycetes; Mycosphaerellales; Mycosphaerellaceae.
AUGGCAGGGUACCCAGAUAUAAGCCAGGUGAACCAGCCACAGCAGGACUCUUUUGGCGUCUCGACCUGUUUGGACAGCAACAAGCUCCGCGGCUUCGCUAAAGACCAAAAGUAUCGACUGCGUGCGCAUGAUAGGGAGCUCUGCUAUAAGGCAGAUUUCUCUGAGCGGAAGUCUAGCCCCUCUGCUUCAUGCACGACUUCAGCCACAGCCAUUCGCACUGAUGAGUACAGAGCAGAGCUACAGGCUGUAGCAAGACGAUACACGCCGUCCGGGGAUUUCUGCGAUAUCUAUGCUCAGCGCGAGAGGAGCCUGGCGAUUUGGCUGAUCUUCUCCCGUAUCAUCUCCGUCUCAUUGAUUCUAGGCAGGAACAGUUCGAAUGCGUUUCUAGUCAGUCGCUGCGUUUUGAACUAUGACUGUUCCGUCGCCACUGAGUCAGAAUUCAUGAAUGCUGAGGGCAGUCUAUGAGCAAGAUUUCAUGCAGCAUAAGUUCUACUUACGGUGGCUGCUCACACUGGUAUCAGACCCAUCUUCCGUCUGUACGCAUUCACGACAGCCUUGUCUGGAAAGCUCGCCAGAGGCUCCCAAGUAUGCUCCUUCCAACCCUUCCACUUCACUUUGUAGAGCAUUGUCCGCGCUUUGCCCGGGUGUGUUCGCGGAUCACUCAUGUGAUGUGCCAAGAUUGAUUCAAUUUCCCAUCCCUCCUCAUCGUCCUCAUCGCUCUCUUCAUCACUGGACUCCUCCAUUUGCUUCCUUGGUUGUGCGGUGCUCGGCAUUGGCACGCGAGUGGUCGCUGCCUGAGCAACUUGCACCGCCUGUCUUGACCGCUCUGGUGUCGCUUUCGCGUUUUGAGCAUUUCUUUUCUCUUCUUCUAAUCGCUUGUGAUAAUCACGAACUGUGCUUGGAUCCAUGAAGCUGUCGGAUGGCUCCCAUGUCAGUUCUUCGCUACCUUCCCAUUUAGUAUGAUAGAGCACGACUUGUUUCUGGCGAGGAUGAGUCUUAGGGUCUGACAUUCGAUGGCCGAGUAUAGCUUCGACAACCCAUUCAUCCUCGUCUGGCUCUUCUUCGUCACUUUCGUCAUCGCCAGCCUGCCGUGGGGCCACCGGAUUCAUGAUGCUGGUCUUUGCUUGACUUUGGUCAGGCUUUGCGGCGUGUUCAGAGUCCUCAGAUUCAUCACCCGAAUCGGCACGCUUUCCGGACGCUUUCAAGAAAGAUGCCAGGGUGAUUGGCUCCGCUGAAGAAUCAGAAGAGUCAUCAGCACUGGUUUCGGCCUUCGUGGGAUGCAUUAUAGAGGUUUUCGGUGUAGUCUUGGCCUUCGAUGCAGACACCGGGCGAUGAUUCUCACCAUUGUAGGCUAAGUCGUCAGAUUCGGAUAUUUCUAAUGCGACUUUUGCUGCAGAGGAUAUCGACUGUUGUCUCGCAGGCGUGUUUCUGAGGGAAAUACGGAGUGAGCCGCUUGAUGCUGGCCAACUUUGCGAUCUGUCGUCAGAAGAUUCGGACGCAAGCUUGAUCCGUUUCGAUCCGUGUUCCUGCGAGAUGCUCAUCUUUCUCAUGGCAGGACUAACAAGAUCUCGAGCGUUUGGAGAGAUUCUCU